GCCGGCAAGGUGGUACGCAAUCCCUGCUUUUGGUUAUGUAGACCCCCUUUUUGAUCAGAGCACUGCGCAAUCGCAGCAGGAUCUUCUGGUUAGAGUAUCCAUUUUGAUCACAUAACUUCUAAGAUCAAAGAUGGCAGAUAUCGAGGACACCCACUUCGAGACUGGAGACUCUGGAGCUUCCGUAACGUAUCCUAUGCAAUGUUCUGCAUUACGUAAAAAUGGUUUCGUCAUGUUGAAAUCUCGACCUUGCAAAAUUGUGGAGAUGUCCACUUCCAAGACCGGAAAACACGGUCACGCCAAGGUCCACCUUGUGGGCAUCGAUAUAUUUAGCUCCAAGAAAUACGAAGAUAUUUGCCCUUCCACACACAACAUGGACGUGCCAUUUGUUAAACGGGAAGAUUAUCAGCUAACAGAUAUAUCCGACGACGGCUAUUUGUGCCUGAUGGCCGACAACGGAGACCUCCGUGAGGAUCUGAAGAUACCCGACGGAGAAUUGGGAACUCAGUUACGUGCAGAUUAUGAUGCAGGAAAAGAAUUAUUGUGCACCGUGCUGAAAGCAUGUGGCGAAGAAGUUGUUAUCGCCAUCAAAACCAACACUGCCCUCGACAAAUAAUUGUGUUCAGUUUCAACCGUUUACAACCAACUACCCGCUUAGCCAAUCGAUACCUUUCCAUUGGUAAAAAAAGAAACAAGAGAACGAGUCACCACAGAAUAUUGCCAACAAUAUCAACAACAGCAGCGGAGAGAAACAACUUUUUAACAAAGUAACACCUACUUACAUACUACCCAGGCAUACACUAAAGUUUCAAAGUAAUGUGCGUGAGUAUGGACUGAGCCAAUGCAUUUUGCGAUAUCGUCUUAGACGUACAUACACACAAAUACACGUUUGUUAGACAGACAUAUGGCGACAACUUUUCAUCAAGAAAUAAAUUGGAAAAGCCUUCGUACAUCCUAGAUUUUUGUAUUCUAAAAGAUUGCAUUAUUUAAAGUAUACUGUCAAGCUGAUUGCAAAAUUUCUGUAACUCGUUACACGUUUGGAGGUAAAUAUAUGUUUUUCUAAAAAAAGCCUCCGCGAGGUCUACUGAACGGAACAAUUUUUUCUACAAAUUUUCUUAAACGAGUCACCAGCGAUUUUAAGUUUCAAUACAAUCAUCACUUUAUCCCAAUUAUCGAUAGUUUUUGUAAAAAAAAAAAAAAUAUAUACUAUAAAUAUAUAAUCGAAAUCAAGGCUGUUGUCGCUUCGCGGUAGAACUGAGAAUGUUUUGUUGAUUUUAUAACGAAAUAACUUUCUCAGUAGAGCGGACACUUUACUACGACUGUUUUAUAAAAUGAUGAAUAAACAGAAAAAGCUGAAAA
Molecule: messenger RNA, 1356 nt
Organism: Belonocnema kinseyi
Lineage: Eukaryota; Metazoa; Arthropoda; Insecta; Hymenoptera; Cynipidae
Gene: eEF5
Product: eukaryotic translation initiation factor 5A
Exons: 4
Coding region: 131-613 (160 amino acids)
Biological process (GO): positive regulation of translational elongation; positive regulation of translational termination
Molecular function (GO): RNA binding; translation elongation factor activity; ribosome binding
Source: RefSeq, a predicted model, not a curated record